AUGUUGGGGCAUUUAAGGGAGGAGGAGACCGUCACAGACAGAAGACACAGCAGCACCACUUGCCUGUUGCCUCCGUGCUGCAUCAGCCAGGAGAAGCAGGGAAUCAUGUCCACCUUGGGGCUGCUGCUCCCACUCCUGCUGCUGCUGGCUUUGUCCCCACUGCAGACUUCCUCACUGCCAAAGCCCCACACCCUGCAGGAUAAGAUCACCAUCGCUAAUGAGAUCCUGUCCUCGCUGGACCGAGCCAUGGUCUUCUUGGAGGAGAAACCCUGGUAUUUCACUACCACUAGCAUGAUGGCUCUCCGCAUACUGCACGUGGAGCUCAAAGGGGUUUACUAUACAUGGGUGCAGAUAACCCAGCUGCGGCCAGUGGCACGCCGUGCGGAAUAUCUGUCCAAGAAGCUGGUGAUUCUCCUCCAAAGGGCCACCGACAUCCUCAAAGUGACGGCUCCCGACCAUCUACAAGUCUUCCAGCCAGCCUUCAAGAUGGGAUUCUGGAAGCUCAUUGGAGCCUGGAUCCAGACCAAUGCCUCCCUGGUCUACAACAUGUCCCAGUCCCCAAUUGUUAUGGAGAAUGAUCCCACCAACCAGUGCCUAAAGGAGCUUCUGGGAACUAGAUCAAACAUCAGCAAGCCCUGCAGCUACUCACAGUUCUGCAGGAACCUGGUCACUCUGCCCGUCUACUCAGGCAACUAUAUGAACCACCAGCUGCUCUACUUCCUCAUCUCCAGAAUGAUUGGAUGCACAGAGGGGAUGUUCGAAAAAACUGAAGACUACAUGAACCUCUUCUGCUCCAACUUGAUGGGCAUCAAUGCAAAAAUUGAAACUGGAAAAUACCAGUACUCCUUCCGUGACACAUUUUUAGAAAACACCCAUCCAUCACUCAGGACUGUGUCCACCUCUCGCAUCCAUACCACUGUGUCCUUUGUGACCCAGCUGCAGCAGUCAUGA
This is a messenger RNA of Elephantulus edwardii (Cape elephant shrew), 951 nucleotides long. Its product is annotated as UPF0764 protein C16orf89-like. The coding region runs from base 1 to 951 and encodes 316 amino acids. The record is from RefSeq and is a predicted model, not a curated record. NCBI's taxonomy places the organism in Eukaryota, Metazoa, Chordata, Mammalia, Macroscelidea, Macroscelididae. Gene Ontology annotation, cellular component: membrane; cytosol. The transcript has 7 exons.